Molecule: messenger RNA, 6211 nt
Organism: Physeter macrocephalus (sperm whale)
Lineage: Eukaryota; Metazoa; Chordata; Mammalia; Artiodactyla; Physeteridae
Gene: TTC23
Product: tetratricopeptide repeat domain 23
Exons: 12
Coding region: 258-1670 (470 amino acids)
Molecular function (GO): protein binding
Source: RefSeq, a predicted model, not a curated record
CCUGGAAUUUUGUGAGAUACUAAGUUGCUUUACGGGAAAAGCCUGCUCCAAUUUAGUCUGGAAUUGCCCUACUUUAGACUUUUUCUGGUUAUCAAUCUGUACAAAGAAUCACCAAACUGAUACAGCGUGGACCAAACUGAUAAAUCAGGCUGCCGAGACAAUUGAGUAAUUCGAUCGAAAAAGAAACGGACAACCUCUCAAGCACAUCGGGUAAUUGACAAAGGAUUUUACGACACUAGGCUAAUGUAUAUAAAAAUAUGCAAGAAUCACAGGAAACUCACAUAUCCAACCACCUGGAUGAAAUUGUUGCUGCUGUCAGCAUAACACCUAGAAAAAAGCUCCAAAACAAGCUGCCUCAGACAGCACUGUUUCAGCCUCCUCGAGAGAAACUCCACCUCUGUGAAGAGAAAGCAAAGUCCUAUUCUAGCAGUCAUGAGUAUAAACAGGCUCUCCAGGAGCUUGUGCGCUGUGUGGCGCUGACGAGGAUCUGCUAUGGUGACUCACACUGGAAACUGGCCGAGGCGCAUGUUAACCUGGCUCAGGGCUACCUCCAGCUGAAAGGACUGUCACUGCAAGCAAAACAACAUGCGGAAAAAGCCAAAGAAAUCCUCACCAACUCCAUUGUGCAUCCCUACAAUGACAAUACAGAUGUUUUCAAGUGUUCGGUUGAGUUAUUCCAUACCAUGGGGAGAGCCUUACUCUCCCUUCAAAAGUUUAAGGAAGCUUCAGAGAAUUUGACAAAAGCAGAGAGACUUUCAAAGGAGCUGCUGCAAUGUGGAAGGAUUAUAAAGGAAGAAUGGAUAGAAAUUCAAACGCAGAUCAAAUUGUCAUUUGCACAGGUAUAUCAAGGUCAGAAGAAAUCAAAAGAAGCUCUGCCCCACUACCAAGAGGCUUUAGAAUAUAUUGAGAUCAGUAAAGGUGAAAAAAGUCUUGAGUGCGUACCAACAUUGAGGGAAUUGGCAGGUGUAGAACAAGCCCUGGGAUUUCACAACGCAUCCAUCAACCACCUUUUACAGGGGUCCCCAACCCCCGGGGCGCAGACCGGUACCAGUCUGGGGCCUGUUAGGAAUGGAGCCGCACAGCAGGAGGCGCAUCUCAUCGUCCUGAGCAGAAACCCCUCUCAAGAGGAGGCAGCCGUGUCCGCACACUCCGUCGCCUGUGCUGCUGUCGCUUCUGGGAGGCCUGAGCACCAUGAUGUGGCUGAGCAGUAUUUUCAAGAUAGCAUGGCUAAUCUUAAGGAUGCUGAAGGGAUAGGAAAAGCCAAAUUUCUUUCAAUUCAAGAUGAUUAUUGCCAUUUUCUACAAGUCACUGGACAAAAAGAGAGAGCUACCUCCAUCCUGAGAGAGUCCCUGGAGGCCAAAGUGGCUGUGUUUGGCGAUCUCAGUCCCGAGGUGGCAGAGACAUACAGGCUCCUGGGCGGGGCUGACCUGGCACAGGGGAACCAGAGCGGGGCCCACAAGAAACUGAAGAAGUGUCUUCAGAUCCAGACCCUCUUAUAUGGACCACAGGACAAGAGGACUCUGGCCACCCAGCAGACCAUGGAUGUCCUGUCCAAGGCCCCCGAGAAGGGCGUGAAGCCUCGGCAGCCCCCAAGACCCAAGGCGGCCUUCUGCGCCGGCGGGCCACAGCACACCAUGCUGGGGAAGGCCAGGCCCAACGCAGCCGACUGAGCCCACCCCCACCAAAAGCUCUGCUCAUGCCUGGGUGCUGACACUUAGGGCGCUCUAUAAAUCUCUCUCCAUCCAGAAGGUGGACUUCAACAGUCAUUGGACAGAUUUCCUAGGCUGUUUGCUCCAAAUGCAACAGCGAUCCCAUAAACCUUCCGUGGGCCACCUUUUGACAGUGGAUGCCCUUCCCAGUGAUCUGGCGCUGCUAUAAAGCAUUUUUCUUUUUACCACCUUAGUGGUUUUUCUUGCCAGCAAGAAUUUUUACCCAUCAGCACUACUGUGGCUGAAGGGCUUCUCUUCAAAAGUUCAAAACUUCCUGUGUAGGAAAGUAGACUCAACAUCUGAUCGUGUACACACACACACACACACACACACGCACGCACGCACGCACGCACGCACGCACGCACGCGCGCGCGCGCGCGCGCGGUGUAAAGCCCCUUGUGCCGGCCUGGAGUCAGAUCUGGAGCAGUAAGAUUCUGGGGAAAGCCCUUCCUUAUAGGAAGGUAAUAGGGAUUCAGAAUAAAAUGCUAAUAAAAGGAAAUUUGGAAGUCCUGGGGUCUAUGUGUUUGUAAAAUGAAGCCGCCUCAGAGCUCCUCGGAGCCUGGAAAGGGGCACCGAGGAAGCUUCUCCUCACUCGUGCACUCAGACACUUAUUGAAUCUGGCUGAGCACCCAGGAUGUACCACGCGUGUGCUAGGAACUGAGGGCACAACGACAAACAGGACAGACACACUGUCCCCGUCCUCUCUCAGAGCUUGCCAUCCAACAUGGACGCUAGUCAUUAAACAUAUAAUAGUGGAGUUGGUUGAUGACAACUGAGGGAAAGAGCCCGGUACCACGGGGUAGGUGAUAAACGGCCCUGACUUUUCCUAGAGGUCAGGGGAGGCAGGUGUAAGGGAGUAAAGAGAGCUGAGCAGGAGUGAGGCGGGCACGGAGGAGCUGCAGGGAGGGAUGCUGACUCCCUGCUGCUGCCAACUGGGGCCGCCGCUCCAGGCAGGAGACACGUGGCCGCCACUCUGGAGAGCUUUUUUUUUUUGGAGUUGGCACAGCCCUUGGCCCCCUACUCUCCCAGUUGUGUUCCAGGUUCAGCAUGUAGGGGGUAAGAGGGUGAGGUGGGAUGAGUGCUCCUGUCUACAGUGGUCUUUAGUCUCUUGGAGGGGAGGCCAUCGUCAUUCGAGAACAGAAAGAUAGAGGAACAUGUUUUGAGCACCUCUCUCCAUGCUGUCAGUGGUGAGGUCCAGGGCCGGAACGAGGUGAAUGAGCGCACAGAGGGUGGGAAUGGGGUGUAGGCAGUGCUGUUCCUUCUUGUCCCCACCCUAAUCCCAUGGGCUGGGGCCCAGCAGGGCUGCAGGCUGCUGCUAAUAUGGCAGCAGGAUGCAGCACGGCCCCCUCCCGCUCCAAUACCCAGUAGGAAAGCCAAAACCACUCUGGGUCCAUUUGUGCUGGCCACCUUGAGAACUGAUGGGGGAAAUAAACCAAAGUCUCGUGGCAGGGUGGAAGAAGGCUGGGCCCCUUGUCCUCGACGGUGUGACAGCUGACUAUACAGGCCACCCCUGCUCGUACUCACCCAUCCCAGACAGGGCUGUGGGAUGAAGGCACCAUUCAAAGAAGGCGUGAGAUGUCACUACUCACCAAGCGUUCUAUCUAGCUGAAGACAUGGGUUUUGAUGUGGAUGGUGGAAAAGCAUUUUAAAUACAUAUCACACGGAGUCUGCCUCAAAAAUGUUUGUGUACCUCAGAAAUUCCUAUGCUGAAGCCCUAAAGCCCAAUGUGAAAGUAUUUAAGCUGGGGCCUCUGGGAAGUAAUUAGUACAUAAAGGUGAAGCCCCACAAAUGGGAUUAGUGCCCUUAUAAGAAGAGACACAAGAGAAAAGAUCUUUCUACCAUGUGAGGGCACAGCAUGAAGGCAGCCGUCUGCAAACCAGAAGAGGACCCCCACCAAGAAUGAAUCCACCAGCACCUUGGUCUCGGAUUUUGAGCCACCAGACCUGUGAGAAAUAAGUGUCUAUUGUUUAAGCCUCUGUGGCCUGUGGUAUUCUGUUAUAGCAGCCUGAGCAGACUAAGAGCCCAUGCUAGGUUUUCGAAAAAAAAAAACAAAAUGUAAAUUAUGAUGUUACUUCUUCCUCUAUUUCUUGUAGGAUAAUAUUUUGGAAUCACAGAAACUAAAACACUUAAAAAAAAAUUUAGCCACCACCCUGAGAAAGAAUGAAUUUAGGAAUGUUCCAUCAAAUGUCUCCCAUCUCUUAAAUGUUUUAACUUCAAAACGAAAGGAAGAGUCUAGCUAUUCAUGUUUUGGUUUAUUUUGUUUUUGUACAAGGCUACAAACAGGUAAGGGUAUCUACUCCUUUGUCUCAAACUAGUGCACUUUUUUCAAGCUCCUAAGAGAUGGGCAUGAUUAGCCAUUCCGGUUUGCACUUAAGGUUAGUAAUGAACCAUCAUGGUGUGCUCAGGACUGUUCUCAUUUUAGCACUGAAAGUCCUAUGUCCCAGGAGACCCCUCCAUUCAAGGCCAAACGGGAUGGUUGGUCACACUACUGUCACUAGCCUUCCAGGCUGUCAUGAUGACAUUCUAACCACAAAUUGUCCAGUCUGUAUUUGAAUACAAGCCAGUGGUUUAUGCUCUGUCUGGCAUGCUUUCUAGUUCUGUGCUAACAAUAUGGAGUUCUGAUUCAGGUGAGGAAUUAAGGAACCGGGACUUUUCACAUAUAUUCUCCCCAGUGAUUCUGUGCCACCAUAAAAAAAACCAUGCACAUAAACACAUAUAUGCUUUAAUUAGAAUUUAAAUAAAAACCACAAAACACCUACUGGAAAACAUUCAUUCUCUUUAGGAACAAUGUGGGAUUUUUUCUUAGAUUUUUAUUUUUAUACAUUCUUAUGACAUAUCCCUUCACAGGUGGUUAGCAAGAUCAGCUUUUUAGAUGAUUCCAUUCUAAAUAUACAUUUUAAACAAACAAUACCAAAACAGCCAGUGGGAAGGUGAAAAACAUUCCAUUAAUACCGUUUUGUCUACACAAAAAUAAAUGUGAAAAGACUGGUUGUGUCCUUACCCUGUCCCACCACACAGCUGACUACUAUUGUCUCCAGAGUGACUGGUUUUAAAGGACAUGGAGCUGUGGCAUGACCUGUCACAGGGUCAAGGGCACACCCUGCUCCUGGGUGUUCCAGAGACUUAGUAACCAACAACAGCUCAUGACUCCAUAUUGGUAAAUACUCUUGUCAGGAUACUUCUUAAAGAUAUGCAUUCCAACAUGGAGAUAAAAAUUAAGAUCUAAGACAUUUAUUUUCCAAUGGAGGUCGGUCAUGACUUUAAUAAACCUAUUCACAUUAGCCCUCAUUUCCAAGGUCACAAGCUAGGAGAGUGACAUUAAACUAAGCCUACUUAGACACACAUAAUAGACUCCCGCCAUCAUCAGCCUGUCUUGCCAUCAAACAGUAGGCUGUCACCUUGACCGAAUUCUCACCAAUAAAUAACUUAUACAAAUCAUUACCAAUUACAACUAACAUAAAAUCAACUCAUCUUUUUAUUAGAAACAAGAAGCCUUCAUUGGCAAAGCUGUCACCACCGUACCAGUUUCUGACAAUCACUAGUGCAUUUGGCAGAUAACAAAGGUUUACACUUGCAAUUCAAAUCAACUUUCUUUCCAUACCCUGCUUCACGAUGUUUUAAAAACAGAUCACCCUGAAAGCUGUGCUGCAUUGAUCCUCCACUUCUUGAUUAGGAAAACGCACUCUCCCUAAACUACUUGUUGUAGCCAUUCCUGGCAGCUGAGGAGAUAUGCGUUGUGGAGGUCUGAGGGCCAUCAGUGAAACCAGGAGGGAAGACCCUCAAAUUCCAUAACCGCCCCCCAUCAUCAUGUCCUACCUGAGGAUGACAAAGUUAGGGGCAGUACAGUUUCGACAACAUUAAGUGAAAGAAACUAGUUUGGAUUACAAUACUGUGCUCCUAGAGAUACUAUUUUUAUGUGAUGCUACACCUUUAAAGAAGGAAGCUUUAAAAACAAUACCAUGAUGUAAAAUAAAACAAAUCCAGCAGAACACACCCAUUCUAGUAUCUUAAACUCAGUGGUGUAUUUAUCUACAGGGCCACGCUCUGUGGCCCAGAAGAGUAGGGGCUCUGCCUUCCUCCAGGGCCCUUCCUGGGUGCUUCAGGGCUGGGCGGCAGGAGAGGCACCCAGUUCCCUCCCCAAAACAUCUUAUUCUAUUUAAUGUAUUAUUUGUUUCCCUGGACAAAACACCGCCACUGUCAUGAUUUCUGUCGAAAGUGCAGAAACCUCCAUGGGGUUGGUUGCCGUUUUUCCAUCUCUAACUCUUUGCGCUCAGAAAGGCCUCCACCCCCACCCCAUCAUCAGUGGGUUGGAAAGGGCUUCUUUGGGAGGCACAGCCCACCUGGGCUUUCAACUUUACUGUGCAUGACCAUCCCACGAGUCCAGCUACAGUCUGCGCAUCAACGUUCUUUUUAUUGUCUUCAGGGUCUACCUCCCACCAGUAAAAUUAAAUGUUUAGAGGCUAAAGUGCAGAAAAGCUCAGGUAUACCCUGGUAAGAGCUGG